This is a messenger RNA of Caenorhabditis angaria, 2304 nucleotides long. NCBI's taxonomy places the organism in Eukaryota, Metazoa, Nematoda, Chromadorea, Rhabditida, Rhabditidae. The record is from the annotation of a GenBank genome assembly.
AUGUUUUCAAUAGUUAUCAUUAUUUUUCUUCUAUUUACUUGUGAUGUUUCUACGAAGAAUGCUGAUUUGGAGAUCAAGAAACUUCUAGGGGAAGAUAUCCCGCAGGUACUGUUUGUCAUUUGAAAAAAAGGUCCCUAAUUUAUUUUUUUAGAUAAAUACCACGCAAGAAGCAGUUGAUGAAUUAACAAAUCAUUGGGUUGAACAGGCACUUUCGGCACUUAUUUCAGCUGCAGCAAAUAAUAAAUUAGCUACAGUAUCUCAUAUUGAUAGAAGAAUGCAUGAAAAAUGUAUCAAAGAUAUCAAAACAAUUGAGGAACAUGCAAAAUGUGUUAGUGAAUUAUUAGAAGUUUCGAGAGCAAAUAUUCGAAAACAUGAGGGAAAUCAGAAAAUAAUAAAGAAAUUGAUGGAAAUUGAAGAUGGAAGUUGGAUUGGAGCAUUUCGAAUUCGAAAAAAGAGACAAACAAAUAUUAUAUCGAAAUCAAAUUAUGUUUUGAAAUCAUCGAAAGAUGUUUCGCCUUUUACUAUGGUUGCAAAACAAAUCACGAAAACUGUAAGAGCAAUGAAAAAUAAAAAAGAAGAUCGGAAUUGGAGACAAAUUAUGGUUGAUGUUAAAAAGACUGGAGAAGUUAUUGAAAAUCGGAAGAAAGUUAAAGAAAUGUUGGGGAAAAGUGUGAGAAGUCGGGGAAGACCGGAAAGAUAUGACGAGAGAAAACCAUUAGCCGUAAGUUGAGAUAUUUCAGAAGCUUCCUUAUUAAUUGUGAAUUUCCAGCAUGAUGAUAUCGAGGACUAUGAUAGUCCUGUGACAACAUCGAAACCUGUUAUUGACACCGAUAAAUUAUUCCAAAGACUUCAAGAUCAUCCAGAAGAUAUAUUAAAUGAUAAUGCUGCUGAUGUUUUCAACAUGACUGAUGAAAAUGCAGAAGCAGUUCUUCGAAUCAAAUUAAUAAGAGAAGCUGUGAAAUUAGGACUACAAGUUGGAGGUCAAAACACAUCUGAUUUUGAUAAGAAAAGUUUGCGAUUCGCGUCCCCUCGAUUUUUUGCAAUUACUCCAGAAGAACAUAAAAAGGAUAAUGAUACAGUAAACCAAGUUAUUAGAAGCACCCCAAAAACUUGAGAAUUUUCAGAUCAACGUUUUGUCGCCAUCGCUAUUUUCAUUGCACGACGAAGGAACAGAUGAAGAGAGGAAAACGGCUUUGUCAAAUUUGCUUCCAGAUCUACAAAAAGGCGGAGGUGAAAAAGAUGCGUGGAUGGAUAUGCUGACAGAAAUAAGUGGAGUAGCAGAUACUGUAGAUGAUGCAGCAACAAAAGUGGCUCGAGAAUCAGAAGGUGUCCUAAUGAACACAAAAGGAGAGGAGAUAAAUGUAUCCAAAGAAAACAUUACCAAUAUUUAUGGAGAAGAAGGUUAUCGAAAAAUGAAAGUAAUUGAAAAAUUGAAUGGAAUGUAUACAAAACAACAGAUGGAACAAUUCAAUACAACUGGAUUUGCUAUAAUGACCGAUGAACAAAAAGAAAUUAUGUAUGGAAAAGGAGCACCUUAUGAAAAUUUGGAAACUAUUCAAGCAUCCAAGAAUUUGACUAUGACAAAAGCAAAAAAAGCACUACACACGGUAUGUUGGAUAGUUAGGAGGUAGAGCAAAAUUGAAAAUUUCAGACAAUCAAAGGAUUGGCGGAAGGUGAUGUGAAAUUGGGAAAAUACGACAAGCGUAUGAAAGAUAUAGUUUUAUCACCGGUAAGAUACGAACAUUUAAUAAGAGAAUCUGAAUAAUAAAAUUCCAGCUAAUUCUCACUUCAAUCGUAGCUAAUCCAGCUGCCGCUUCUCAAGCUCUUAUCCUAUCUCCAGUACUGUUUACAUCACUUAUCUUGUCACCAGCAAUUUAUGGUUCAGUUAUUUUAUCACCUUGGUUGUUUGUCCCUGUUAUUCUUGCUCCUCGUGUUCUCUCGCCAAUCAUUGUAUCACCUGCUAUCUUUUCUCCAAUUAUUCUCUCACCACUGGCACUUGAUGCAUUGGUUUUGGUGCCAGGAGUAGCAAAUCCCUUUGUCCUAUCACCUUUCGUAUUGUGCCCCUUCAUAUUGUCACCACAAGUUAUGACACCCCUUAUCCUUUCACCCUUCGCUCUCUCACCAUUUAUCCUCACGCCAACCGCACUAUCACCACUUGUCUUAUCUCCGUUCGUACUCUCACCGUCAGUUUUAUCACCAUCAUUCGUGACUGCUGUAAUUCUUUCACCAUAUGCCUUAUCACCAAGUGUUCUCUCACCACCAACAAUGAUUAGUGUCUUCGCCUCACCAAGUAUUUUGUCAUAA